AACCGAUAUAUAGGUAUGUCAAAUGAAUUCAUGGAACGGAACCAGAGGCUGCGUCAAAUCCCCUACAAAAAUUGUCAUUAAAAAUUUGGCGGUUUUACGCGGUAGUGCUUCUACAAUUCAAACAAUUUAGUGAAGAUUUAUUUUUAUAGUUCACCAACUAAAAUGAGUGAUAUUUUUACUGUCAUUGCACCUGUAAACAUAGCUGUAAUCAAAUACUGGGGCAAGCGCGACGAAGAAUUAAUUUUACCGUUAAAUGAUUCCGUUAGUGCCACUUUGGAUACGAGUGUUAUGUGCGCCAAGACUUCAGUCUGUGCGAGACCGGAUUUUAACGAAGAUGAGAUCUGGCUAAAUGGAAAAAAAGAAUCUUUUUCAAACCCACGCUUACAGAACUGUCUCAGAGAAAUUAAAUCGAGAGCCACUGCAGAAAAAACUGUUGACGAUACUUUUCUAUCUUGGAAAGUGCACGUAUGCUCGCAGAAUAAUUUCCCGACAGCAGCAGGUUUGGCGUCAUCCGCAGCAGGCUAUGCUUGUUUAGUUACAGCACUGGCAAAACUUUAUAAAGUAAAAUCUGAUGUGAGCUCCAUUGCUCGCCUCGGUUCGGGCAGUGCUUGUAGAAGUGUAUAUGGAGGCUUUGUGCGAUGGCAUGCGGGUACCAACCCCGAUGGAAGCGAUUCUAUCGCCACUCAAAUAGCUGAUGCCAAACACUGGCCCGAAAUGAGAGCUUUAAUCCUUGUUGUUGGUGAAAGUAAAAAGAAAGUCAGCUCUACUAAAGGUAUGAGAGUAUCAAUGGCAACAUCUGACUUGAUCAAACAUAGAGUAGAAUACUGUGUUCCAAAAAGAACAGAAGAGAUUAUCAAGGCUAUCAAAGAGAAAAAUUUUGCCCAAUUUGCUGAAAUUACAAUGAAGGACAGUAACCAAUUCCAUUCUAUCUGUCUGGAUUCUUAUCCACCAUUUGUCUAUAUGACUGAUGUCUCUCAUUACAUUGUUGAAUUAGUUCAUAAGUAUAAUGAUUUUUGUGGGGAACCAAAAGUUGCCUACACCUUUGAUGCAGGACCUAAUGCCUGCCUUUAUCUUCUAGAGGACGAAGUUCCAACAGUCAUUUCAUUAAUAAAACAUGCCUUCCCUUCGUCUACUCCAGAUAGAUUUAUCACUGGUCUUGAUAUAGAAGAGGGAUCACUCAGUUCAGAGGUUCUAAACAAUUUGGCUCAGCCACAGGCAAAGGAUUUGAUAAAAUAUGUGAUCCAUACUAAAGUUGGCGAAGGGCCAACCGAGGUGAACAGUGGACAUCUGCUUUCAGAGGAUGGUUUGCCUGUCGAACUGUAGUACAUAUAUAGUGAUCUAUCAUAAUAUUUAGUAUUACUAACAGCAUACAAAUCAUGUUUCAUUAAAACCAUUAGUCUAAGUGUUGGAAGAUAUUAUUGGAUGGAGUUUUAUAAAUAGUGUGUUUUGUAAUCCCCUUUGGUUUAUUUAAAAUAAACAUUAUGGUGUAAUUUGACAAGAUUCAUUUCAUAAACAAUCUUGUAGCAUGAUGUAAUACAACAAAUUAGUAUUACCCUUACCAAUAGUGGCAGUAUUUUGUUGGUGUUUAAUACUUUAUGUAAAACUGACCAAUACAAUAUCUACUGUAUGAAAAAUAACAAGAUUCAUAAAUUACCAAUCAUGUCUAAAUUCUACAUGACAUCUACUUUUGUAAAUUGCCUGUUUUCCAAGUGUAUAGGUAUAAUGAUAUAUUUAUCUUGGAUGUGAUUGUUCAAAUAGGAAGUAAGCUUACAAUUUAUUUGUAUGUUGAAUAGAAAAUGAAUAAUUUAUGUAUGCAUGGCCUCAUAACAUUCCAUCACAAUCUGUGGCAGGAAAUGUCUUGAAUAUUUUAUAUUUUUGUAUUCAUAGGGAAAAGAAAAGGUUUAUGUAAAAAUAUU
Molecule: messenger RNA, 1916 nt
Organism: Manduca sexta (tobacco hornworm)
Lineage: Eukaryota; Metazoa; Arthropoda; Insecta; Lepidoptera; Sphingidae
Gene: Mvd
Product: diphosphomevalonate decarboxylase
Exons: 1
Coding region: 163-1323 (386 amino acids)
Biological process (GO): isopentenyl diphosphate biosynthetic process, mevalonate pathway; isoprenoid biosynthetic process
Cellular component (GO): cytosol
Molecular function (GO): ATP binding; diphosphomevalonate decarboxylase activity
Source: RefSeq, a predicted model, not a curated record